Messenger RNA from Dioscorea cayenensis subsp. rotundata (Guinea yam), 1858 nucleotides. Its product is annotated as adenosylhomocysteinase. NCBI's taxonomy places the organism in Eukaryota, Viridiplantae, Streptophyta, Magnoliopsida, Dioscoreales, Dioscoreaceae. The coding region runs from base 90 to 1547 and encodes 485 amino acids. The transcript has 3 exons. Gene Ontology annotation, molecular function: adenosylhomocysteinase activity. Gene Ontology annotation, biological process: L-methionine cycle. Gene Ontology annotation, cellular component: cytosol. The record is from RefSeq and is a predicted model, not a curated record.
CGAACUUAGAUCCUCGCUCUUACCCCCUUCUUCCUCUCUUCUCCCCUUUUUCUUAUCCCCUCUUCGAUCCGAUCUCGAGCCGAGCUCCAAUGGCGCUCACCGUCGAGAAGAGCUCCUCUGGCCGUGAGUACAAGGUCAAGGAUCUCUCUCAGGCUGACUUCGGUCGCCUCGAGAUCGAGCUCGCUGAGGUCGAGAUGCCCGGGCUCAUGUCUUGCCGCGCGGAGUUUGGCUCCUCCAAACCCUUCGCCGGCGCCCGGAUCUCUGGAUCCCUCCAUAUGACCAUCCAGACCGCUGUCCUCAUUGAGACCCUCACCGCCCUCGGCGCCGAGGUGCGCUGGUGCUCCUGUAACAUUUUCUCUACCCAGGACCAUGCUGCCGCCGCCAUCGCCCGUGAUUCCGCUGCCGUGUUCGCCUGGAAGGGCGAGACCCUCCAGGAGUACUGGUGGUGCACGGAAAGGUGCCUCGACUGGGGCCCGGAUGGCGGCCCGGAUCUCAUCGUUGAUGAUGGUGGUGAUGCCACUUUACUCAUCCACGAGGGUGUUAAGGCUGAGGAGGAGUAUGAGAAGACUGGCAAGGUGCCGGAUCCCAGCUCCACCGACAACGCCGAGUUCCAGAUUGUGCUCGGGCUGAUCAGGGACGGGCUGAAGGUGGAUCCCAAGAGGUACAGGAAGAUGAGGGAUCGUUUGGUCGGUGUCUCGGAGGAGACCACCACUGGUGUGAAGAGGUUGUACCAGAUGCAGGCCAGCGGAACCCUCCUCUUCCCAGCGAUCAACGUCAACGACUCCGUCACCAAGAGCAAGUUUGAUAAUCUCUAUGGAUGCCGCCACUCCCUUCCUGAUGGUCUGAUGAGGGCCACCGAUGUGAUGAUCGCCGGCAAGGUUGCUGUUGUUUGUGGUUAUGGUGAUGUUGGCAAGGGCUGUGCUGCUGCUCUCAAGCAGGCAGGUGCCCGUGUAAUCGUCACAGAGAUUGAUCCCAUCUGCGCCCUCCAGGCCUUGAUGGAAGGCAUCCCUGUACUCACCUUGGACGAUGUCAUCUCUGAGGUUGAUAUUGUUGUGACCACCACAGGUAACAAGGAUAUUAUCAUGGUUGACCACAUGAAGAAGAUGAAGAACAAUGCCAUUGUCUGCAACAUUGGUCACUUUGACAAUGAGAUUGACAUGCUCGGGCUGGAGAACUAUCCUGGCGUGAAGAGGAUCACCAUUAAGCCUCAGACUGACCGUUGGGUUUUCCCUGAGACCAAUUCUGGUGUCAUUGUCCUUGCUGAGGGCCGUUUGAUGAACCUUGGCUGUGCCACAGGCCAUCCUAGCUUUGUCAUGUCCUGCUCCUUUACCAACCAGGUGAUUGCUCAGCUGGAGUUGUGGAAGGAGAGGGCAUCAGGGAAAUACGAGAAGAAGGUGUAUGUGUUGCCCAAGCAUCUUGAUGAAAAGGUGGCAGCCCUCCACCUAAGCAAGCUUGGCGCGAAGCUCACCAAGCUCACUCCAUCCCAGGCUGAAUACAUCAGCGUGCCCGUUGAAGGCCCCUACAAACCUCCUCACUACAGGUACUAGAAUGUUACCUUCCAACAAGAAGAAGAACAAAGAAGAAAGAAGAACCAAGUCCAUUGUUUUGCUACCCGCCUGUGUUUUUUCACCCAAAGCUAUCUAUCAAUCAGUAUCCAUGUUUGUGUUUUUCAUUGCUUUUGAAUCCUUACUGAUGAGUUUUAUUUCGAAUGUUAGAACAAAUAGAAAAGAGAAAGGCAAUGGUUUGUGAGGAAUGUUUAAUAAUGUAUCCUAGUAGUUGGAUGUUUGUUGCUGGUGCAACUAAUGCUCUCAAUUUUAUUGUCUCCUCUCUUAUUAAGAUCAAUUAUCAUUACUUUCUA